AUGCACGUAACGUAUAUGCGAGCGUUUAUCGCUCUUUUCCUCUACCGGUAUUUUCGUCUGGUUGUGAAUCUGAUUUCAUUCUGGACCUUCAAGCCUAUACCUCCUCCCGAAAAUCCAAAAUUGACUGCGCAGGAUGUGACAGUCAUCCUUCCUACGCUGGACGGUUGUGGAGAGGAACUGGAGAGAACAAUUGAAACUAUUCUUACAAACCGUCCUUUUGAGCUCCUUCUCGUUACUAUUGAAGCGAAUAAACAAAAGGCCGAAGAGAUGCUAGACCGAAUGCCCGCUGCUAAAUCAAGAAUCCGCCUAUUCACCGUCAAACACCCUAAUAAGCGUCGACAAAUGACUAGAGCCAUCCCUGAGGUUCGAACAGCCAUUACAGUUUUCUCCGACGACGAUGUUAUUUGGCCGCCAAAGGUGCUCACCUGGAUGCUAGCCCCAUUUGAAAAAGACGAGCGCUACGGAGGCGUAGUAACCUGCCAACGACUCCGCCGUGCUGUUUCCCCAACUCUGUCGCAACGUGUCUGGGGGUUCCUUGGAGCCCUUUACUUGGAACGAAGGAACUUUGACUGCGCCGCCUGUACCCACAUCGACGGUGGACUCCCUUGUAUGUCUGGGCGGACCGUCGCUUAUAAAACCAGCAUCCUGCAGGAUGAUGCGUUCACAUAUGCUUUCACCAAUGAAGGGUGGUGGUUUGGCAAGUACCAGCUAAAUGCUGAUGAUGACAACUUCAUCACUCGUUGGAUGGUGUCACAUGGCUGGGAGACGUUUAUGCAGUACCAUCCCGAAGCCGAAGUCCAGACGACAUUGGAAGAUAACCCGGUAUUCUUGAAGCAAUGUGCACGAUGGUCCCGGAGUAACUGGAGAAGCAAUCUUACCAGCAUGUUUGAUGAAGGCCAUAUAUGUCGCCAACUCUGGAGCGCAUAUGCUGUUCAUAUGACAACACUAUCUCCCCCAGCUCUUCUUGGAGACUUGGGCCUUGUCUUCCUAUGCUACAAAGCCACUGCGUCCUGGGAUGAGUCUUCGCAUCUGCUCGCCAUGUCACUGCUUGGAGUCUGGAUGUUUGUCAGCAAAUUCAUCAAACUCCUCGGACAUUACAUUCGCUUUCCCAUCGACUGGGUCUUCCUUCCUGUGUCUAUCCUCUUUGGUUAUUUUCAUGGAGGCAUCAAGAUGUAUGCUGUGUUGACACUCAGUGUGACCACCUGGGGCAGCCGAGAGGGUGCUGACGACUUUGACGAAGAGCGGAUGAAGAAGCGCACAGACGCCGACCCCUUGAAGAAACCUUACUAUCCCAAGUUCAAAAUCAACGGAAGCGAAUUCCAUCACCGAUUAGUGCCCAGCGUAACCUCGGCCGAUAUACCCUAG
This is a messenger RNA of Aspergillus calidoustus, 1365 nucleotides long. NCBI's taxonomy places the organism in Eukaryota, Fungi, Ascomycota, Eurotiomycetes, Eurotiales, Aspergillaceae. The record is from the annotation of a GenBank genome assembly.